Messenger RNA from Ambispora gerdemannii, 1137 nucleotides. NCBI's taxonomy places the organism in Eukaryota, Fungi, Glomeromycota, Glomeromycetes, Archaeosporales, Ambisporaceae. The record is from the annotation of a GenBank genome assembly.
AUGCCAUCAGCGAAUCCUCACUGUAAUAAUAAAAGAGCAUCUAUAUUUGCUCAGACAGUAUUCGAAUAUUUCCCGCCAAGUAUUUUUGAAAGUAUUAUAAAAUAUACAUACAAUGGAACAGUUUCUCUAAGUUCGAGGAACCCGUCGGAGAUUCUAGACUUAUUAUUGGCAUCAGGGGAACUUCGCCUUCAGGAUUUAUCGGAUCGAAUCCAAACCUAUCUCAUAGAAGAAAACACCGAAUGGACAAACACGCAUUUCGUGCUCGCAUAUCGAACCGCAUUCCAGGAUGAAUCGUUCAAACGACUACAAGCGUACUGUAACGAAGCAUUUGAGAAACGACCGGAAAUUAUCUUUGGAUCAAGUGAUUUUGGUCUCCUACAGAAACGAGAUCUCUUGCGUCUGCUGAGACAGAAAAAUCCAACAGUACCACAAGUUCAAGUUUGGGAAAGUCUAAUCGAAUGGGGUAUCGCUCAGUCACCUGGCUCACCAACUGAUAUUGAUUCAUGGUCGUCAACGCAUUGGUCGGAUUUAAAACGGUCUAUACGCGACGCUAUCCCGCUGAUACGAUUUUGGAAAAUAUCGCCAAAUGAUUUUCUCAAUAAAGUCAUCCCGUUUGAGAAAGCUCUGCCACGUACCAUAUUCCAUGAUAUACUACGACAUUAUUUAGUUCCACAACCACCGCCUCAAUAUACUGUUUGUGCUGUUUCGCCUCCACCAUAUCCAGAUGUAGAAUCAACACUCAUUAAUGCACAGCAAGUUGGUGCGAUCGCAAAUUGGAUUGCAUGGUCACAACAAACACCACUAGAGUCAAAAGUUAAGUUCUUUUCCACAUCAUAUCAUAAUACCAAGGAAAGUUUUGUCUUCACUUUUGGUUUGCCACGCAGUAAUGAUGAUGAGAAACAAAGUGAACCCAUUUGGAGUCGUAUCAAGGAUUCAACCAAGGCUAUUGGACAAUACGCACAUUUAGGACCCGACUUCGGCGAGUCUGAUUUGUCGAUGCAAGGAUUCAAUUAUCGUGAUGAAAAGUUAUGUUUCUGUCGACAAGAUUCUUACGAACUUCCAAUAAUGGGUGAUGGUAAAGAAAAGGUGUACUUUUCCGCUGAAGAUUAUGAAGUGUUUGAAGUUCUUUUAAAGUAA